Molecule: messenger RNA, 722 nt
Organism: Kockovaella imperatae
Lineage: Eukaryota; Fungi; Basidiomycota; Tremellomycetes; Tremellales; Cuniculitremaceae
Product: acyl-CoA N-acyltransferase
Exons: 3
Coding region: 258-653 (131 amino acids)
Molecular function (GO): acyltransferase activity, transferring groups other than amino-acyl groups
Source: RefSeq, a predicted model, not a curated record
AGUCAAAUAUCCAAGUUGGAUGGAUCCCUAAUCUUCAUUCAACCGGAACGAGUCGAGAUCUUAUCUAGGUGAGUUGAUUGAUCCUGGUGUCAGAACUGUACAUUUCAGGAGGAGGCAAGGCCGUGUUAGGGUGAACGGACAGUAACCUUCGCCAUGAUCAAUGACUUGACCCCAGCUUUCAAUUUCCGUCAAGCCACUGUGGAUGAUGCCGAGGCGGUCGCCAGCCUCAUCGCUCGGGUCUGGACGAAACACUUUGGAUGACGAAACUCUCUACAGAGAGCAUCGGGAAAUCCAUAUCGAGCCCAGAUGAGAGGUUUCUCAUCGUCACGGAUGACGGAGAGAAAGUCGCUGGAGUCGCUCAAUUGAUCUUCAACUCCAGGGAAGCAUGUCUGACCCUCCCUCAUCCCGUCGAAUUGAAUAGACUAUACAUCGAGGAUGAGUACCAUGGGAGUGGAAUAGCUGGGGAAUUGGUAAAUAAGGCUUCAGAGAUGGCCAGGGAGAAUGGCGGUGGAUCAUUAUGGCUCGGCGUAUGGGAGAACAAUGCUCGAGCCAAGAGGUUUUACGAAAAGAUGGGGUUCAAGACGGUGGGAGAGCACACAUUCAUGGUCGGAGAGAAUGUCAGGAGGGAUUGGGUCAUGGAAAAACCGAUAUAGAGUUUUCGACACCUCGCUGCAUACGCCAAUCGUUGUACCUCGAUAUGCCCUCUAGACUGGGCGCGCACG